AUGGAUAAAUACGUGACUGGGUUGAAAAGAAAAUUUAAUGAAGCAGAAGAAGAGGGUGGUGAAAAUGAUGGAAAUGUUUCUUCACAAAAUAGUAAAACUAAACAUAGAAAAUAUGAUCCAAUGUACUUAUCAUUGGGAUUUACGUAUAAGAUCAUUAAUGGUCAAGAACGACCAAUGUGUUUGCUGUGUAUGAAUACUUUGGCCUCAGAUAGCAUGAAACCAAGUAAAUUAAAACGACAUCUGGAAAAAGUGCACGCCGAUCAUGUUGGCAAAACAAAAGAAUUUUUCCAAAGAAAAUUAGAUAACUUAAAUAAACAGAAAGAAUCGUUUUCAAAAGCUUUGUCUGUAUCACAAAGAGCGUUACUUGCGUCAUACAAAGUUUCGUAUAGAAUUGCUAAAUGCAAAAAACCCCAUUCAAUAGGAGAAACUUUAGUGCUACCAGCAGCUAUUGACAUAAUAGCUACGAUGUUUGGUGAAUCAUAUGCUGAUCAAAUUAAAAGCAUUCCGCUGGCAGAUAAUACGGUGGGAAGACGGAUAUCAGAUAUAUCUGAUGAUCUUUGCGAUCAGUUGAUAGAAAAAAUUAAAUUAUCUUCUUUCGCGUUGCAAGUAGAUGAGGCUACCGAUGUUGCUAAGGAUGCACACUUAAUAACAUAUAUAAGAUAUGUUAUGGAAAAUGAUAUUAGAGAAGAGUUGUUAUUCUGUAAGACAAUUGAAGGCAAAGCUACGGCGAGUGAAAUUUUUAAUAUGAUUGAUAACUUUUUUAUUGAAAAUGGUAUUUUAUGGGAGAACUGUGUUGGACUGUGCACUGAUGGAGCUCCAUCUAUGGCAGGAAAAAAUGCUGGUCUGCAGGCCCUAGUUCGAAAAGUGGCUCCUCGUGCAGUUUGGACGCAUUGUAUGAUUCAUAGGCAAUCUCUUGUUGCAAGAAAUAUGGGUGAAGAAUUACUUGAAUCCAUUAAGAGAAAGGCUUUUGGAAAAUUGUGUGAUGACAUGGGCUCAGAAUACAAAGCACUACUUUAUUAUUGUGAAGCACGUUGGCUUUCUCGUGCUAAAGUACUUCAAAGGGUGUUUGAGCUCAAAAAAGAAAUUGCCAUUUUUCUUGCUGAUAAUAAAAGAGAUGAAGCAGACAUAUUUUAUGACACGAAGUUUCUCGCAAAAUUUGCGUAUCUAGUUGACAUCUUUAAAAGACUAAGUGAUUUAAAUAAAUCAAUGCAAGGAACUCAAAUUCAUGCUUUUGUUCAAAAGGACAAGAUUACGGCGUUUAUGAAAAAAAUAGAGCUGUGGAUAGCUAGUAUGAAAAGUAAUAACUUUGAUAUGUUUCCUUCUUUUAAAACUACAUGUGUUAAUGAUGAUGAAAUAGAAGCAAAGCAGGAAAUGAUAAUUGAUUUAUCUAGUGAUAGCACAUUGAAGCAGAUGUUUCAGGACGAAAAGAAUAUUGUUAAGUUUUGGUUACAAGUAAGGGACGAUUUUCCAACUUUGACAAAUAAAGCCUUAGAAAUUUUAUUACCAUUUGUGACAUCCUACUUAUGUGAAACUGGUUUUUCUGCAGUAGCAGUAUUAAAAACAAAGUACCGAUCUCGUUUAGUGAUAGAAAAGGAACUGAGAACAGCGAUUUCUACAAUGGAGCCGCGGUUUGAGAAAAUUUGUGCUGAAAAACAAGCUCAACUGUCGCAUUAA
Molecule: messenger RNA, 1674 nt
Organism: Ctenocephalides felis (cat flea)
Lineage: Eukaryota; Metazoa; Arthropoda; Insecta; Siphonaptera; Pulicidae
Product: zinc finger BED domain-containing protein 5-like
Exons: 3
Coding region: 1-1674 (557 amino acids)
Source: RefSeq, a predicted model, not a curated record